GAUAUUUGUAUUUAUUGACAUUGACAGUGGAAAUGUAUUUCAAUAUAUUUUUGAUAAAAGAUUUUCAAUUUUGAAUAUAAUUUCCCUUUUUAUAAAGAUAAUUUAGAACCAAUAAUAUGAAAGGAUUGUGGGGAAUAAAAGUUGGUGUUUUUUAAUUUUUCUUCAUAGUAGGUUAAUUAAGUUCGCGUCUAACGCGAUGAAAAGAAGUAAUUCCUUGUUAAAUAGAAUAUUUAAGGUUUUAUGAGUAAAAUGAAUAAAAAUUGGAAAUUUAAUUGAAAUUAUUUCGGUAAAACAAUUUAUAAAAAUAUAAAUCAACUAUAAAUUCAGUGUACACAUAUGUAAGUGAGGGCGCGAUCAGUAUUUUCCUACGAUACGAGUCCAAAAUGUCAGACAUCGAUAAAUGGAUGGAACUUGCAAAAGAAUGCAAAUAUCUUCCCGAAAAUGAUCUUAAGAAACUUUGUGACUUGGUAUGUGACAUAUUAUUAGAAGAAUCUAAUAUUCAACCAGUAUCUACACCGGUAACAGUCUGUGGAGAUAUUCAUGGUCAGUUUUACGAUUUAGAAGAAUUAUUCCGUAAUGGAGGCGCUGUGCCUGAGACAAAUUAUAUAUUUAUGGGAGAUUUUGUAGAUAGAGGGUAUUAUAGUGUAGAAACAUUUACCCGCCUACUCACACUUAAAGCUAAAUGGUCUGAUAGAAUAACAUUACUUCGUGGAAAUCAUGAAUCCAGACAAAUUACUCAUGUUUAUGGUUUUUAUGAUGAGUGUCAAAACAAAUAUGGCAAUGCUAAUGCAUGGAAAUACUGUUGUAAGGUGUUCGACUUACUCGCAGUUGCUGCCUUAAUUGAUGAUCAAGUACUUUGUGUGCAUGGUGGAUUAUCUCCAGCCAUUAGAACGUUAGAUCAAAUUAGGACAAUUGAAAGAAAUCGAGAAAUUCCACAUAAAGGUGCUUUUUGUGAUUUAGUUUGGUCCGAUCCAGAAGAUGUAGAAUCAUGGACUAUUAGUCCGCGUGGAGCAGGUUGGUUAUUUGGAAGUAAAGUAACAUAUGAAUUUAUGGAAAUCAACGAUCUUAAACUUAUUUGUAGAGCUCAUCAAUUGGUUCAUGAAGGUUAUAGAUAUAUGUUUAAUGAUAAACUUGUAACAGUAUGGUCAGCUCCAAAUUAUUGUUAUCGCUGUGGUAAUGUAGCUAGUAUUUUACAGUUCACAACUGUUGAUCAAAGAAAUCCAGUGCUAUUCCAGGCAGUGCCUGAUUCCGAAAGAGUAAUUCCACCUUUAAAUAUUACACCAUACUUUUUGUGAUCUAACCUAGUGCUCCAUUUGUUUGGAUGCAGGAAAGUGAUAUCUGCGUCUAGACGUUACGGAAUUACAUGACUGUUUCUUCACGUUGAUGGAUACAGGCUGGUACUUUGACGGAGCAUCAAAUUUCAAAAAUGUAUUAAACUAUGAUACAUUAUUUAGAAUUUUAAUUUAAAACAAAUUUUUUUUUAUGUUUUUAUAAAAGAACAUGUGUCAUUUGGAGAACAGAAUUAUCAUGUGAUUACCUAUUCAGGGAAUUGUUCUUACACGUUUUUUAGGAAAUUUAUCCAUUUUUGUAUGUUAAGGAAUUAACUUUUAUAUAUGUAUAUAUACAUAUAUAAAAUAUAUAUAUAUAUAUAUAUACAUGUAUAUAUAUGUAUAUACAUGUGUAUAUAUAUAUAUAUAUAUGUCAAACGCCUGCCAUUGCAUCAGCCUGAUUCCCCUAGUUUGAAAAAUGUUUCGCAUUGAAAUAAAUGUGAACACUGUGGUCUAGACGCUUUUGCUGUCUACUGUGUACAUUCUGUAGAGCAUUCGCAUCUCAGAGCGAUAUCGUGAACGUAUUGUUCUAAAAAAGGCUAAGAGCUUUUAAGUAAGUUAUGAACAUAAACAACAAAUGGUUCAAUAAUGAAUAAAUAAA
Apis dorsata (giant honeybee) is the source of this 1929-nucleotide messenger RNA. It is a transcript of the gene PpV, whose product is annotated as serine/threonine-protein phosphatase 6 catalytic subunit-like. The transcript is spliced from 7 exons. Gene Ontology annotation, molecular function: protein serine/threonine phosphatase activity. The coding region runs from base 384 to 1295 and encodes 303 amino acids. Gene Ontology annotation, cellular component: cytoplasm. Gene Ontology annotation, biological process: peptidyl-serine dephosphorylation; G1/S transition of mitotic cell cycle. The record is from RefSeq and is a predicted model, not a curated record. Lineage: Eukaryota; Metazoa; Arthropoda; Insecta; Hymenoptera; Apidae.